Molecule: messenger RNA, 2888 nt
Organism: Momordica charantia (bitter melon)
Lineage: Eukaryota; Viridiplantae; Streptophyta; Magnoliopsida; Cucurbitales; Cucurbitaceae
Source: RefSeq, a predicted model, not a curated record
UUACAUAAAUUUUCCAACCCCCUCUCCUCCAGCAUCUCUGCUUGUCUCUCUAUUUCUUUAUUGUUUCUCUGUGGCGGGAAGUAUCAGAUCCCGAGGCCGUGAAUUUACCACGAUGUUCCUCGCUCCUUCAACUUCACCCUCCACACGCACGCCUUCCAAGCCAAGCAAUUCUUUCUCCGCGCCUGGAUUUCACAAAUUCGGUGGUUUUUGUUUGUAUUACACGGAUUAAUUCCGUUUGGUUUCUCUGUUUUUGCACUUGGAUAUGAAGUUCGGAGGUGAUUGCUUUGUUUCUCCAUGGAAUCUCCCCGGUCUAGGUCCUUAAUUCGGUUUCUGUGUGUUUGUAUGAUGCAUAAGCAUGCGUUGGGUGCAUUUAUGCAGCUGCUUUUUAGUUUCUGUGUCGUUUAUGAGCGCUGUAUUCGCUGGUAAUUUGGGAAUCAAACGUGAUGCUGAUGGGGAAUGCUGAUGAUGCGCGAUGCCUGUUUCCUCUCACCAAUUUGCAAAUCGGAGACUUGCAGUCUUAUCUCUCUGAUCUGAGCCUCUUCUUGGCGUUUGAGAGUAAAAAAAUAUAUAUCUUGGUGGAUAAUCGGCCAUGGUUGAGAGAACUUGGUGCAAGGCCAGCUUGCUUGUGGCAGCUGAUGGUUACAAAGUCGAGGCUGUCUCCUUUUGCAAACUCCAAAGCGCGAAGGGGUAGAAAUAGUGAACGGGGGCCUUAUCAGAGACCCAAAAUUACUAAACCAAAGAAGUUUCUGCGGUGGUUCCCAUUGAUCAAUGCAGUAACACUGUCUCGAAAGAGACUUCUGCUUCCUGUGAUUCCUGUGAAGAACCUUCGAAAGUCAUUUUUUCUAAACAGUGAAUUGCAUAGGACGUUGUAUGGUUUUAUAGUUUUUGAAGUUUCAUGGGACAAUGUCAGAGGUUUAAACUAUUUUAAUGAGCUUCAGACAGAUACAUCUGUGGCCAUAGAGGCUAAAUAUAUGCAAAGAUGGGAAUUUGAUUGCAUAUCUCAAGCUACAGGGUGCAUAUCUUCUUGGUUCUCGGGUUCACACUCGGAUCAACUGCUGUUGAAGAAUUAUUUGGAUUCGAUCACAGGAGAGAUUUUCUAUGAUGCUGAAGAAGUUUUCCACGAUGUUGAAGACAAUUACCUCAAUGGAAUUCCCAUUGUCGAAGACGAGAUUAUCUCCUUUAAAAACUUAUACAUUAGUAAUGAUUUUCUAGAGUGCACUGAUGAUGAAUUGAACUUACAUUCUACCACUCCAGGAGACAGCAUGAAUACACCCCCGACACCUCCUCCUACUGGUCCUAAUAAGAGAAGAAAAGUAACAAAAUCUAUUGGCCCAAAGAAUUUAGAAUAUACCUUCUUGGAAGAGAGGAAAAAUAAAAUUAAUGAUUCACCCAGUGUCUCAGAGAUUUACGCAGCUGAUUGUCAAGAUGUAGUCGAGGCUACACAAUACAAAGAUGUAUUGAUUUUGUUUAGAUUCGAUGAUCGCGACCUUCCAUUUAAAUUAAAGCAAAUAAUUAUGUCUGAUCUACGGUUGCUCACUUUGUUGGAAGCUGGUCUUCCAUCUUGGGUCCUCUUCCUUCAAUCUUAUCCUGUGUUCUGUCAUGUCUAUCGGCCUUGGAUGUGCCUUUUUGCAAGAGCUUUAUAUGUGCUCGUAUCAGUUGUCACUGUUCUCAUAGGAUUCUAUGAUUUAUACAAAAAUGUCCCACUUUUGAAGGCAGCAGCAUCUCGUUUGUGUGGACCCCUUUUUGAUUGGAUAGAGGAUUGGGAGAUGUUAUCAAGAAUCAAAUACUUGGGAACAAUGUUAUUCUUACAUAAUUUUGAGAAAGCUAUUACGUGGUUUCUUACUCUUUCUCGUACCAUACGAUCUUUUCUUUCACUGUUGGCCCAACCAUUGGCAAGUCCUAUCAUUGAACUUCUUGGAUUCCUUCUUCCUGUUGGUAAUACUUUUAUCGAAGUUGUCGGGAACUUCUUUUCGGUGAUCUGGGAUGUGAUUGAAUUUUGUGGCAGUCUCGUUGUUGACUUAGUUGAGUUGUUGAUCUUACCAAUAUGGUUAAUUUUCUCAACAGUCUGGAGAUGUGUUACAAUGGUUUUGCUUCCUGUAUUAUGGAUGGUUUCAGAAAUACUAUAUGCUCCAAUCAGAGUUGUCCUCUCAUUAGCUAGUUUCCUAGCUUAUGUAUGCACAUGCAUUUACGAAAUGUUCGGAGAUAUGCGACGUUUUUUCAGUAGUGUUCUUCAAGUCGCUUCUGUAUCAGAGGUAACAGUCGUCACUUCCGAAGUUUCGGUUUGGCGUACACUUUGGAAUGAUCUCUUCUCCCAGGUUUUUCGAGCUCUUAGAAGUAUAUUACAUGGAUUCGUUGCGUUCUUCACUGCUUGCAACAGACAUCGGCUCAGCAUCUACAAUCAUGUACAGGAAUGUUUUCAAAGAUUAUUUUGUGGAACCAGAGGCUCAGAGGAGGAAACAAGCAGCAGUAGACGCAUAUAUAUGCCUCAAAAUCUGGCUACUGUUUAUGGAAAGUCUAUGGAAAAGCAAAAAGUUCACGCGGAUUAGAACUUUGUUCGGUUAAUCAGAUGAUUAGGAAACGUAAGAGAUAUACCAUACGCUUGUGCAUAUUUUUAGUUAUUUUAGUCGAACAUACGCUCACGAGCAGCACGUCUAGCGUCCGAGGAGGGGGAAGCAUAAUUAUACCAUACGAAGUAGCACUAGUUGUACAGCUUUAUACCUUUGUUCCUUUGUUUUGCUUCUAUUUUCUUCCAUAACCUUCCCUCCAAAUCGAGACGGUUCUAGUUUUCCGUUCGAGAUGACGUAGUGUUGUAAAUCACUGGAUGUAAAUAACAUGUAAAAUUAGUGUACAAAUGUAACGUCCUAUCUCAAAUGUUUUGAUUGAUUGUA